Messenger RNA from Seminavis robusta, 4349 nucleotides. The record is from the annotation of a GenBank genome assembly. Lineage: Eukaryota; Bacillariophyta; Bacillariophyceae; Naviculales; Naviculaceae.
GGGCCGUAAAGCGUGAUGUACCGGUGUACCAAUUCCAAACGAAAAAAUCUGCAGAACGACUUUGAGCUCAGGGUACGACUGUAAACAGCUCGGCAAAAACUACCAGUAUUGCUUCUUCAUCACUACUAGCCAUCAUCCGCACCAUGGUCAAAGAGGACGAAGAGAUUACCGUGCCGCCUCUAGUAGUAGGGUUGGAUGUGGAAGAGGAAAUUGUGUUGGGGACGGCGUACCAGAAGGAGGAUGGUGAUGUUUUUGAUGAAGAACCAGAAAUUGUGGUGGAACCGGAAGAUGAUGAAUUGAUCUCCAUUAGUCAGUUGGUGUGCCAGGAAGAUGAAAUUGUGGUCAUGCCACCCAUCGAGCAGUCCUACCCACUUCAGCCAGAACCGAGGCAGUCGGUUCGGAGAGAUCGUACGGACGAAAAGCCACCAACAGACGACGCCUCCUUGUUGGAAGCCAAGCGCCGCAUCGCCUUUCCCGCCUCCAAACCUCCGCAAACCAACACGAAAGCCACCGCCACCGCCAACACCGCCCAAAAUACUACUACGCAGGCAGAACCAGCCUCUCUGGCCAGAGGAUCCUCCGAUCCAGACAGAAACCUUGCCGUGGCGCUGAUCGAACAGGAUGUCGAGGCUCAAACCAAGCGCUCUUCCGUAGACAAGAACGACCAGAAUCCUCUGGUAGUAUUUGUCACGCAAAAGCGAGCUGUUCCUGAUCCAAAACUCACCACAGCAUCACAGCAUGGUCUCUCGAGACAUUCAAGGAGAUCAACACUCACUGGUGGCUGUGAGAAUCAAUCAUCCCGAAACAAUGGCAGUACUACUGCCCAAGAACCCAAUGGUACAGCAGCCAUCGCACGACCUUCUGCCCUCACUCGCUCGGAACGACGACAAAGCGUGGAAGAAAAAUUUCGACUACGGGAUGGAACAACACACAGUACAUCAACAAUGAACAGAUCAUCCUUCCACAAUGCCAGUUGCCAGUCCGUCCAGCAGCAGCAGAUUGGCAGCAGUCUUCCUCGACCCAAUCCACUCUCACGUGCCGAGCGACGGCAAAGCGUCGAGGAAAAGUUUCAACUGCACAACGGACGCAAUGGUCCAACAACGACGCAUGCGGUAUCCUCGGUCCGCGGUUCUGCUAGCCAGCAACGAAAUAGUACAAUCUCGAGACCUUCCGUACUGUCACGUUCGGAACGACGGCAGAGUCUGGAAGGGAAAUUUCGCGAACGAACCGAAAUUGUACAAACUGCAGGACAGCGUCAAAGCAGCCAACGGGGGCGUAGUCGAUCGCUCUUGGCCAGUUUCCCUGGUGCCUAUAAUUAUUCGGUGGAACCAGGCAACACCACCACUUUGCCCGAGGAGCAUCGCAACAGCAAGUUUUACAAGUACAGGACACGAUCCGUGCAGAGACUAAUGGACGAACAGGAUCGAGCCGAGAUGGGUGGCGGGCGUUCCAGGCGACAUUCCGAGGGUGCCGUCGUCACCACUACUGAUUUGUUGGCAACAUUGGAACAGCCCGAAUGGAUUGCGGAAACAACAAACACAACUCGCGUCGGGUGUGUCCAUGUGCAUGGACCGGGAUACGUGGAGGGAUCGGAAGCCACGUACGAUAAUAUUGACGAGGAAGCUUCACGAGUGGAAGCAAAUCCUAGUACUGGUACCACCGGCGCCAUCCUUGCUCCAGGUCAACGGCCCAGUUGUCGUAACCUGGCCGUGGCGCGGGCAGUGUCCGGCCAGAGUACCCUGGCAUUGCCCAUGGCCGAUGAAAUCACAGUGGAUCGCCAGACGCCCGCCCGAAAGCGAAACAAUAUGCAACGUAUGAUUGUCAGAGGAGGUCUUGUCUUGACGCUCUUUGUCAUUUUGCUCGUGAUCAUCAUCAUCGCAAUUGUCACUCGAAACAAUCGCAAAGCACAUGCAACACAAACAGUAGGAAAUACGACAUCUACAUCGGAAACAUCCUCGAAGCUGGACCCUAUACAAGAACAUUUGUGGUCGCUACUCCCCGACUCUACACGACAAAGCAUUGCCUCAUCACAAGAGUCGCCACAGGCAAAGGCACUCGACUUUCUGCAGAAUGAUCCUGGUCUGACAAACUUCACAGCUGCCCGAAUCAGACAAAGGUUUGCUUUGGCUGCUUUCUACUACUCCACUGGAGGCCCUGAACAUUGGGAUAUCACAGAUGGCUGGCUGAGUUACAAAGUUCACGAAUGCCAGUGGUGGUCGCGAGGUUCACCGUCUAUUCCAGGAGAAACCUAUGAUGCCGCCACUGCAGAAACUUUCCAGCAAUACUCCAGUCCCUGUGGCGCCACAUACAAUAAAAAUCCCGGCUCUGUGGAUGACUUCACUGUCAACAACAUUGGCACCUACGAACACUUGUGGCAAUGGGGCAACGGCCUCCAUGGAUCCCUGCCACCAGAGCUCUUUUGGCUAUCCUCGUUGAAAAGCAUCUCAAUAGCCCCGCAACUACUCGAGUUGAAUGCCACAACACUGACAGACAAAAGAGACCGCUUUCUCUCCGGAUCCCUGCCUUCCGAAAUCGGCGACUGCACAAGCCUCGAGGUGCUUUUGCUGGCCAACAAUUUCAUCAAUGGCACACUGCCACCACAGCUGUCUCAACUUACCAGCCUCUCUUAUCUACGGCUCACUCAGAAUGAUUUGUCGGGUUCAAUCCCAGAGGAUCUUGAAUUGUUGAAGUCUAUGAGAACUCUCGAUUUGUUCUGGAAUCGACUCUCAGGGAGUGUCCCGUGGUCUGGGAUACUUGCCAUGAACAAGCUGGUGACACUUCAUCUCGGACGAAACUCGCUGGAUGGUAGGGCCCUUCCAGAUAGCAUUGGUCAACUCACCAAUCUGCAGUCGCUCUGGUUGUUUUCUAAUGAUCUCACUGGACGCAUUCCUGCAUCCAUUGGGAAUCUGAAGAUGCUGAGAUCUCUUCUGUUGGGUGAAAAUAAAGUUGGUGGAAGUAUCCCACCUCAAAUUGGCAACUUGGUAAACUUGAGUUUGAUCCGGCUGGAGGAAAAUCAGAUAACAGGGAGCGUUCCUGACUCCAUUCAACACUUGACAAAUCUGCAGCGGCUGAUGCUAUAUCGCAACCUCCUAUCAGGGACAGUUCCAAGCCAAAUUGGGAUGUUGAAACAAUUAUAUGAUUUCCAGUGGUUCUCCAAUUCAUUGACUGGCAAGAUUCCUUCGGAGAUAGGUCUCUGUUCCAGCUUGGCUGCCAUUUGGAUUUUCCGAAACCACUUCACAGGAUCACUGCCAACUUCUAUUGGUAUGCUUGCAAAGAUGCUGAACAUUGAUGUUGCCAGCAAUUCGUUUGAUGGACGGUUGCCCUCUGAGCUAGCCUUGCUGACAGAACUGAAGGAAAACCUUUCUUUGGGAAGCAAUUCUUUCUCAGGUUGGCUGCCCACAGAGAUCUUUCGUUUAACUGACUUGGCUAAGAUAUCCAUUGACAGCAAUCUCAUCUCAGGAACCAUUCCAUCUGAAGCGGGGAAGCUGCAGGGCCUGACUCAAUUAUCGAUGAGUAAAAAUGCUUUUACGGGCAGUGUUCCUUCAGAGCUUGGCCAGAUGACUGGACUUCGGUUUUUCGACCUGGGUGACAACCCACAGCUGACAGGGACUCUGCCUCAUCAGCUUCUCAACCUUCUAACAAGUCCCAACAGUACUAUACGUCGAUUUGACAUGUGUGGUACAGAAGUAUCACAUCCCGUUGAAAACGAGCCACAGUUGUGUCAGUUGGAUUCUGUCUGCUUGCCAGGAUGCUAAGGUGCCAUCUAAGGUGUAAUAUAAGGAGCCUAUCCACUAUGAUUUUCCUGGGACUCAACUCAGGGGAUUCCACUUGCCACUUUUGAGGCAGGCGCACAAGUGCAUCUAAGCAAGCAAGAGAAAGAAUGCAUCAAGGAGGUUGGAUAGCAGAGCUGCCUUGGGCGUGUGGCGACUUUCCAAGGACGGCAACAGUUCUUGAAGCUGCACUUCAAGAUGUCAAAGUUACUGUAAAGGUAGCCGACGUAGGCACCGGGUUGUUGGAAGACCCAUUCAGUCUGGUGGACCUGCGAGACUCCUGCGAGCAACCAAACGUGAACCAGGGGACGGAAAAGCGUUCACGAACACUUCUGUAACAAUAUUACUGCAUGCAGCGCAGAUCAGCGGCAAUCUGCGUUGAACUUGCAUUACCAUGCCAAGAGCUUUCCGGAGGGUGAGGCAGUUUAUCAUCAGGCCUGGAGAUUGUGAUUGCCACGUGGGACAUGAAGUAUCUUUAGUAGUGCUUUGAGAGUAGUUCUCUCUACUCUAGAACUUGCCGUUAUUGUUUUUCCAUUCACUUUUAGGUGGAACAGACUCGAUCGUGUCCCAAUGCUCUGU